AUGUUAGUACCAACACACGUGGAGCUCACGGCCCUUUGUGGUGCUUACGAUGUUACUGCAUUAGUUUUACGCGCUCAACGUGUCCACUAUGAGAUCAAAUACAAGGAAGUGGACCCAGAGACCACUCAGUGUAUUCUGCUGUCUUAUCAUGAUGGAGAACACUAUAAUGCAGUCCUAUGGGAAGACGAUGAACGACUACGGACUCUAGCUGAAGUUCGUGAAUGCUUCUCCUCAACGGGUGAAGAUAAAUGGGAUGAAAAGAAGAAGAAGCAAAAGUCGAAAAAUAAACGAAAAAAGGCGGGGAAGAAAUCCCGUGAGAAGGACGAUGAAGAACAGAAGCAAGGUGGAGAAGCGCAGCUGGUUCGAGUGUGA
This is a messenger RNA of Perkinsus marinus ATCC 50983, 372 nucleotides long. RefSeq lists its product as hypothetical. Lineage: Eukaryota; Perkinsozoa; Perkinsida; Perkinsidae. The coding region runs from base 1 to 372 and encodes 123 amino acids. The record is from RefSeq and is a predicted model, not a curated record. The transcript is spliced from 4 exons.